This is a messenger RNA of Postia placenta MAD-698-R-SB12, 999 nucleotides long. RefSeq lists its product as hypothetical. The transcript has a single exon. Gene Ontology annotation, molecular function: zinc ion binding; nucleic acid binding. The record is from RefSeq and is a predicted model, not a curated record. Bases 1 to 999 code for a protein of 332 amino acids. Lineage: Eukaryota; Fungi; Basidiomycota; Agaricomycetes; Polyporales; Adustoporiaceae.
AUGGACAUCCUCAUUAGUAACAUUGAGUAUGCCUUGCUCAUAAUCAAUUUCUUACCCGAUGAGCUUUCCACCUUCAUCUCCCAGCUCUCUGCGACUGCAAAGCUUGCUGCCUGCUUGCAAGGUGCACCUGUCAUGCCUACGACCAAUAACAGAUCACCCAUAUUGGCUGUUCCGGUCCUUGAUGUGGAAACACUGAUGGAGUUGGUGCUUGAAGAAUGGGAUCACCAUCAGGGUAUGAUGGGUGAAGCAAAGGCAAAGGACACUGGUGUUGCUGCUAGUGCUGUUGUGUCUGAGAAACCCACCUGGAAAGGUUGCCGCGGUCCGCAGCGUCCAGUCGGUGUGUGCUGGAACUGCAGGGGUAAGGGCCACAGGAAGGAUCAGUGCCCCAGCCCCAAUCUUGAUGCCAUGAACAACAAGGACUCAUCCUCAUCAUCAUCAAAGCCUGAUGCAUUGCUGCAGAAGGCUGCCAUUGCCGCUGCCGCAACAACUGCCAGUGCAACUGUCCCACCGCUGGAUGAUGUUGCAGGUGCCUGGUCUGCAUUCAUAACCGCCAACGUCGCAGACUCCACAUCCAGCUCGUCUGAUGAUGAUGCAUGUCUUUGGUCAUCCGAUGAUGAUGCCCACUCAGACUACACUGCUCUUACCGAGGAAUCUGACCAUGAUUCUUUGCCGUCACUACGCACCGAGUCUGACUCGGACUCAGAUGCUAUGCCACUGCCCAGGGUGCUUCUAGUCGAAGAUCCUAUCACGCCCGAACCAUUGAGUAUGCUGCUCUCGAUGGAGGCCUGCCUUGCCGCUGUAUGCUUGUGGAUUGAUGAUGUUGAUGGCGAUGUCGAUAUCCACGCUGCUGGGUCUGCAAUUGCCGCUGCGAACACCAUUGCUCCCAUCCAAUCUGCCGACCUGUAUGAUUCGGGUGCCAGUCAUCACAUGUCGCCGUACCAAGAGGAUUUCCUCACCUUUUGCGAGAUUUUGCUGCAAACCCUGAGCUCUGCCAAUUAG